GUUUCGCCACGGGCCCAGACAGGGGGACAUCUGCUCGGGCUGACGCACAACGUGUCCCAACUACGUAUUUUUUUUGUUUUGUUGUUGUUGCCUGUUUGGGAUUCCUUCUUGGAUGGCCUGUAACAAAGAUUGUAUCUGUACUGGAUUGAGUCUAUCAAAUAAACAAGAACAACGUGGGGCUAAGUUUUGAAAACAGCGUAUAAAUACGCAUGUAUAUGCUAUUUACGGCUCAUACUAGUGCACCCUCUUCGCAAACACCACUGCAGCAAGCAGGCGAAACUCAGGUGGUGGGGCAAUGUUUACACUGACACCCUCCUGACCAGUCCAACAGUUACCCAGGCCCCCCUCCCUUUACCCCUCCCAUUCCUCACCUCUACCCCCUUCCACAACCUUUCCACCAUUCACUAUGAAUGAGGCCAGCGUAGUCAGGGAAGGAUGGCUCCACAAGAGAGGUGAGUACAUCAAGACUUGGAGGCCGCGCUACUUCAUCCUGAAGAGUGACGGCUCCUUCAUCGGCUACAAAGAGAAGCCUGAGCUGUCCGACCAGAGCUUGCCCCCUCUCAACAAUUUCUCAGUGGGAGAAUGCCAGCUGAUGAAAACGGAGCGGCCCAAGCCAAACACGUUCGUUAUCCGCUGCCUGCAGUGGACCACUGUCAUCGAGAGGACCUUCCACGUAGAAAGCAAUGCAGAGAGAGAGGGGUGGAUGCGUGCCAUCCAGGCAGUGGCCAAUGGGUUGAAGGUACGAGAGGAGGAGGAGCCCAUGGACCUGUUUGGUUCUCCCAGCGACAGCAGCAGCAUGGAGGAGAUGGAGGUGGCCAUGUCCAAGACCAACUCCAAAGUGACGAUGAGUGACUUUGACUACCUGAAGCUGCUGGGGAAGGGCACGUUUGGCAAGGUGAUCCUGGUCAAGGAGAAAGCCACGGGGAUGUACUACGCCAUGAAGAUCCUGCGCAAGGAGGUCAUCAUCGCUAAGGACGAGGUAGCACACACGGUUACAGAGAGCAGAGUGUUACAGAACACCCGGCAUCCCUUCCUCACGACACUGAAAUACGCUUUCCAGACUCAUGACCGAUUAUGUUUUGUGAUGGAAUAUGCCAACGGAGGAGAGCUCUUCUUCCACCUGUCUCGGGAUCGUGUGUUCACGGAAGACCGGGCCCGUUUCUAUGGCGCUGAGAUCGUAUCUGCGUUGGAGUACCUCCACUCUCGUGACGUGGUAUACAGGGACCUGAAGCUGGAGAAUCUAAUGCUGGACAAUGACGGACAUGUUAAAAUCACAGACUUUGGGCUGUGUAAGGAGGGCAUCACGGACGGUGCCACCAUGAAGACCUUCUGCGGCACCCCGGAGUACCUGGCGCCGGAGGUGCUGGAGGACAAUGACUACGGCCGGGCGGUGGACUGGUGGGGCCUGGGCGUGGUCAUGUACGAGAUGAUGUGCGGUCGGCUGCCCUUCUACAACCAAGACCACGAGCGACUUUUUGAGCUCAUCCUCAUGGAGGAGAUCCGAUUCCCCAAGAACCUGGCUCCAGAGGGCAGGGCCCUGCUCACCGGCCUGCUCAAAAAGGAUCCCAAGCAAAGGUUAGGGGGAGGACCGGAUGAUGCCAAAGAAGUGAUGUCCCACAAGUUCUUCAGCGCCAUCAACUGGCAGGACGUGGUAGAUAGAAAGCUGACUCCGCCCUUCAAGCCUCAGGUGACGUCAGAGACUGAUACACGUUACUUCGACGACGAGUUCACGGCACAGACCAUCACCGUCACACCUCCAGACAAGUAUACCAACCUGGACUGUGGCAUCCCCAACCAGCCAGCACACUUCCCCCAGUUCUCUUACUCUGCCAGCAUACGAGAGUGACCCUGUCUUUACCAUACACACUGAAGAUAUGCAUAGCGCAUCAGCUCACACUCUCAUACACACACACACACACACACACACACACACACACACUUUCUUGUAAAAAAAAAGACUGCAAGCUUGAGACUCCACAUAGGCCAAUGGAUCUCUGGUCACAGCGGGGAUUUAAGUGCCUAGUCUUGCAGCCAUCUUGUCUGCUCAAACCCCGCCUACACUACAGUCACGCACAACAGCAGCCUGUGAACUGCACAGGACCUCAGUCAAUACCUCACGUCGUCAACAUCAGCAGCAGUAGCAUAUCAUCCACGCAGGGAUAACUAUAAUCUAUAGGUGGUGUUAAAGGACACUACUGCUCCUCACUGGAAGGUCUAGUACAGGGCUGCCCAAUCCUCUUCCUGAAGAUCUACCGUCCUGUGGGUUUUCAGUCCAACCCUCUUCCUGAAGAUCUACCGUCCUGUGGGUUUUCAGUCCAACCCUCUUCCUGAAGAUCUACCGCCCUGUGGGUUUUCAGUCCAACCCUCUUCCUGAAGAUCUACCGUCCUGUGGGUUUUCAGUCCAACCCUCUUCCUGAAGAUCUACCGUCCUGUGGGUUUUCAGUCCAACCCUCUUCCUGAAGAUCUACCGUCCUGUGGGUUUUCAGUCCAACCCUCUUCCUGAAGAUCUACCGUCCUGUGGGUUUUCAGUCCAACCCUCUUCCUGAAGAUCUACCGUCCUGUGGGUUUUCAGUCCAACCCUAAUUUAACACACCUGAUUCUACUAAUUAGCUUCUCAACAGGACCUUAACUAGCUGAAUCAGAACUGGUAAAUUAGGGUUGGACUCUGAACCUGCAGGGCAGUAGAUCUCCAGGAAGAGGGUUGGACUGAAAACCCACAGGACGGUAGAUCUUCAGGAAGAGGGUUGGGCAGCCCUGGUCUAGUACCUAUAGGUGAUCCUAUAGGACACUACUGCUCCUCACAGGGAGGACUAGGACCUAUAGGUGGUCCUAUAGGACACUACUGCUCCUCACAGGGAGGACUAGGACCUAAAGGUGGUCCUAUAGGACACUACUGCUCCUCACAGGGAGGACCAGGACCUAUAGGACACUACUGCUCCUCACAGAGAGGACUAGGAUCUAUAGGACACUACUGCUCCUCACAGGGAGGACUAGGACCUAUAGGACAUUACUGCUCCUCACAGAGAGGACUAGGGCCUAUAGGACACUACUGCUCCUCACAGGGAGGACUAGGACCUAUAGGACAUUACUGCUCCUCACAGAGAGGACUAGGACCUAUAGGACACUACUGCUCCUCACAGGGAGGACUAGGGCCUAUAGGACACUACUGCUCCUCACAGAGAGGACUAGGACCUAUAGGACAUUACUGCUCCUCACAGGGAGGACUAGGACCUAUAGGACACUACUGCUCCUCACAGGGAGGACUAGGACCUAUAGGACACUACUGCUCCUCACAGGGAGGACUAGGACCUAUAGGACAUUACUGCUCCUCACAGAGAGGACUAGGGCCUAUAGGACACUACUGCUCCUCACAGGGAGGACUAGGACCUAUAGGACAUUACUGCUCCUCACAGAGAGGACUAGGACCUAUAGGACACUACUGCUCCUCACAGGGAGGACUAGGGCCUAUAGGACACUACUGCUCCUCACAGAGAGGACUAGGACCUAUAGGACAUUACUGCUCCUCACAGAGAGGACUAGGACCUAUAGGACACUACUGCUCCUCACAGGGAGGACUAGGACCUAUAGGACACUACUGCUCCUCACAGAGAGGACUAGGACCUAUAGGACACUACUGCUCCUCUGAUUUGGAUGGAAUUGAGACACUGAUCUCUUACACUCAAUUUCUUUCUUUCUCGCUCUCAUUUUUGUUCUUUGUUUGUCGCUCCCUCUUUUCCCCUCUCUGUCCCCCCUCGUCCUUCUCACACUAACCCACUCACUCACACUGCUGGGUAGAAGAAAAAAACACUGAUGUGAUUAUUGUUUUCACAAAUGAGAAACAAAAGUUUUCUCUCACGCAUUGUUACAGUUUAUAAGGAGUUAUAUGUCUGAUUUAUUCAAGUGCUCUUUUCUGUAACUAGCUGUUACCAAUAGUGUUGAAGUGGUCCUACUGGGGGGGGGGGGGUAAACAAUGAAGCUGUUUCUCUGUCAAUGUGAUUGUGUGCUUGGAGAAAAGGUGGGACAACCAAAACUGAAUGUCUGCAUUUUGUGUUUGUAUGUGUGCGUAUGUCAGUGAAGUCGUGUGUGUGUGUGUGUGUGUGAGCACUCAAAUGUAAACGAGCAUGACGUGCAUCGGUAUCAGUAGAAUGAUUGGCGACAUCACACUACAGAGUUUUUCCGACUCAGAGCUCAAAAACCUACUCUGGAUUUACAAAAAGCGAUGCAGGAGGGAGUACUACUUUUUAACUGUAAUUCAGUGAAAUUAACUAGUAUUGCUCUAUUUCUUUUUCUUUUUUGACUGGGAUCGUUGUGAACAGAACACAAAGUUGCUACAGAGAAAAUGUAUGAAUGAAUCACUGUACAAGGUGUGUAGGUACGUAUUUUUAAACCCUGUUUUUAAUUCAGGACUUGUCUCAACACCUCUGGUCUUUGAUCGAGACGCACCAGCCAUGUGAUUUACAGCGGUCGACUAGCACUUAGUUACUUAAGCAGACCUCUUUUUACUCAAAUUAUGAGAUUUGUAUGCUUUAUUCUUGUUAUUUUGUUGCUUCGUUUCGUCUUUCAAAUGUCAUAAACGUCUGCUGUACUAUCAGAAAUGGCCACACAGGUGAUGUUGAGUGGAUCAGUGACGGGGCUCCGUUCUGGUCACAACACCGGGUGUGUGUUGAAUGUAGUGAUCACGCCUGCUCCUCUUCGUCUGCUGUCUGACUGCUGACAGUCACUGGUCAACGAGAUCCAGGUUUUCUCUAAUGUCCUGGUAGUCAUGUGAGCCUUGUGUCCAUUGUGUGCCGUUUGGAAAUUGUUUCUGAGACUUAACUAUUAUUGUUUGUUUUUUUGUCUAGUUCUGUUGUUUUCCCACCUCACUGUUUCCCUGACCCCUUUUGAAGACAUUGCUACUCAUUUAACAUUCAUAAAUGUUUAAUUAAAUGAAAGAAAACAGUGUAUGUUUCCCCUAAAGUUAUUCCAAUUAAAAGGAUCCCAUUGUA
This is a messenger RNA of Salvelinus fontinalis (brook trout), 4985 nucleotides long. Its product is annotated as RAC-beta serine/threonine-protein kinase-like. Gene Ontology annotation, molecular function: protein serine/threonine kinase activity; ATP binding. The transcript is spliced from 14 exons. The record is from RefSeq and is a predicted model, not a curated record. NCBI's taxonomy places the organism in Eukaryota, Metazoa, Chordata, Actinopteri, Salmoniformes, Salmonidae. The coding region runs from base 407 to 1846 and encodes 479 amino acids. Gene Ontology annotation, biological process: protein phosphorylation.